Molecule: messenger RNA, 438 nt
Organism: Aspergillus terreus NIH2624
Lineage: Eukaryota; Fungi; Ascomycota; Eurotiomycetes; Eurotiales; Aspergillaceae
Exons: 2
Coding region: 1-438 (145 amino acids)
Source: RefSeq, a predicted model, not a curated record
AUGAGCAUCGUCUUCCGCACGAUCCCCACAACGAGGGCAGUGAACCCUUUCAUCGCCUCCAGUUGUCGCCUUCAGAGAUCCAACCUCCAGACAUGGAGAGCCUACAGCCAUAGUUCUUACGGUGGUGAGGGAGAAGCCGAUGCUGAACCAAGCAAAGCCACUCGGGACCUAGAACAUCCAGGUUCUUCGCCAGAGUCCUCCGGCCAGACGUCACAGGGCAAAGAGUACGCAAUCCCCAAGGAGACCUCCAAUAAGGCGCAUCCGACCAUCACCGAUGGCCGUCAGUCACCGAACGUGGAUGACGCAGGGAACACGCGCGAUAAUGUCCCGGAGGAUGUGAAGCGGCAUAACAAAGAGAUGGAGGAACGAUAUGACCGGCCGUACAAUCAGAUUGCGGACGAAGGCAAGGUGCACAAGGGGUUCUGGAGACGGCCGUAG